UCCUCACAAUAACAACAGCUGGCAUCAGUUAAAGAUGGCCGCCGCAACCAUAGCGGGGCUCGAUGCCCACAGGAUGGAGGAAAAGAAGUUUGAAUACUUCUCCUCCAUCAACUCCAUGGCCAAGAAAAUAAUGCAGGAGAGGGAGAAAAUCAAAGCCAAACACGGCUCGUCCUGGGAGAAAAUGACGCCGCAAGAGCAAGACAACGCCAUCGACAACUGCAUGAUGGACCCCCAUAUCCGAGCCCGAUACGCUAUGCACAGAGUAGACCGCGAAGAGGUGGUCUGUUACCCCAAACUGCUCAUUCAGACGGGCCAGAAGAUAGUUCAUUUCGGUGAAGAGGAUAUUACCUGGCAAGAUGAACACUCUGCCCCCUUCUCAUGGGAGACCAAGAGUCAACUGGAGUUCGGCUUGACAUCGGGCUCAGCAGAGGGGAUCUCUGCCUCACAGGCUGACUCAAAAUCCACAAAGGUUCCUCAUUCCAGCCAGCUUGGGAAAAGUACACCAGGGACCAAGGUGUCUGUCAGUGAGGUACGGCGGCCAGAGGAGGAGUCCUCUUUCUGGAAGAUCAGCGCUGAGAGGUCCAGGCUGGAGGGAGAGCAAGCUGACUUCCAGUCCCUGACUCCCAGCCAGAUCAAAUCCCUAGAAAAAGGAGAGAAAUCACUCCCUUCUUACCUCCGACAGGAAUCCUCCGUUAUCUCCAAGGAGCAUGAGGCAGCAGAGCAUCACCCUCCACCUCCUGCCAGGUCCACCAAGCAGAGAGCACCCAAGCCUCCUGCUCCACAGCCCCCUCUCCCUGCCGCAGUUAGCGCAACUCCGGCGUCCAUCUCCAUCUCGCCGAACCCUCCCCCGCCUGUCAGCGUCUCCUCUUCAAUUGCAGGCUGGGAGAGAUCUCAGAGCACCUUGCCAUCAGUCAGCAACACCCUGGAUGAAAUGUUCUCCUCCAGCCUGAUGUCCAAGCCUUCCAGCCUCUCUGCAAGUGUGGAGAAGGAAAAGGAGGAAGAGGCUUCACCCAACUUUGACGGCAGCCCCACAUUUUCCCAGUUUAACACAAGCAACAGCGUCCUGAAGACUGGAUUCGAUUUCCUAGACAACUGGUAAACCACAGCUGAGACCAGUCACCGUUCUGAAUGAGUCAUCCUCAUCACUUUAAAGAAGGACCACACUGCCAUGACUACAGACAUCCACGUCUAGAUUUAAGAGACUUUAAAAUGACCACAUUAUGUUCUUGUAAUCAUCUUGAGUGGCUUGUUAAGACAUUAUCUCACCGCCUAUGUGCUGGUGUUUUUUGUUUUUAUUUUUUGCCCUUGAAUAGAAGUGCACACUUUUCCUUUCAGACUAGGAUUGAAUCUUUUGAACCUCUUGCCAAACCCCUCCUGAUGUUACAUUUGCUAUGACGCGCUAUGGUACACAGAAACAUAUUAUAAUUAGUAGGGGAUAUAAUAGAUCAGAAAUCCAGUGGCUUUUAUUGUUCAGGCGUUGCAAAAUGUUCUCUUUGUGACCACAUUUUAUUCAUGAGUUUGAACACCACUGUACACAUUGGCAACUUAUCCCUGCUAAUUAGGGUAACAUGAUGAUUGUGUUGCUUGCAGUAAGAAGUAACUAGGCUACAUUCACUCGUAACUCUUAGACACUAAUCCAGCAAAGAGCAGUUUGGUACCACAAGCAUGUAACAAGUUUCAUCUGUGCAAACACUAAAACCCUUGUCCAUGUUUAAGAUUUAUUGUUUCUUAUGAAGAUUUUGCUCUCCAGUCUGCUUUUAUUUAUACUUAGAGUAUAUAUUCUAUUAGAGUUGAAGUAGUGCUGCAGUCCUGACCUGCAUAGUGCAAUUACUACAGACAGUGUUCCUGCUGGUCAUGGAAUUCCUGGCAUAUCAUGGAAUUGUGAUAUUGGGAAAUGGAAAUCAUGGAAUUUUACAUUUAUAUGACCUCACUGAAUUAUCGCAGAAUGUUUUCCAACUUUUAUAAAUUCAUGGAGCUAGAAGGUUGCUUUCAGCCAAGUCUAAGUGAAAACCAGACGGCUGUUCUCUUUGGCAUUUGAAAAAAAAAAAAAAACAGGAGGGAAGAACAGCCAUGGAAGUACAUACAUUUAGUCAUGGAAAAUUCACGGACCGUAUGUCCGGACAGUCGUGGGAACCUGUUACAGAUGUCCUGUGUGGAUUUAGGUCCUUGCCAACACUUCCUCACUGUGUCAUCCCUUUCACCUCAGCACUGAACAAAGCUAGUGUGCUUUGAUAAAGACACUCAAACAUUGUGUUGUAGGUUAACAGGCAGGUGUGUAGUGGUUGGUAGCUCUUGUGUCAGACCUUAAAUCCAUGAUAUGACUAGAGUACUAUUUUAUUGAAUUUUCUAUGUAUCUGCUGAUUGUAUCCUUUGCUAUAUCUGUAUAUUGCACUCUUGCAUUUUGAGGUCACAGAUUGGACGGAAGUAAAUACAUUAAACCUG
This is a messenger RNA of Acanthochromis polyacanthus (spiny chromis), 2442 nucleotides long. RefSeq names its product chromosome 16 C1orf198 homolog (gene c16h1orf198). The record is from RefSeq and is a predicted model, not a curated record. The transcript is spliced from 6 exons. Lineage: Eukaryota; Metazoa; Chordata; Actinopteri; Pomacentridae. The coding region runs from base 35 to 1099 and encodes 354 amino acids.